This is a messenger RNA of Myxocyprinus asiaticus (Chinese sucker), 6886 nucleotides long. Its product is annotated as CBP80/20-dependent translation initiation factor-like. Gene Ontology annotation, biological process: regulation of translational initiation. Lineage: Eukaryota; Metazoa; Chordata; Actinopteri; Cypriniformes; Catostomidae. Gene Ontology annotation, cellular component: cytosol. The transcript is spliced from 14 exons. Bases 184 to 2241 code for a protein of 685 amino acids. The record is from RefSeq and is a predicted model, not a curated record. Gene Ontology annotation, molecular function: RNA binding; translation activator activity; protein binding.
CGUGCGUGUGGACGUGUGUGUGCGGGACGCAGGCUAAUCUCACCCCUCCCGUGCAUGUAUCUCCCUCUCCAUAGGAAGCACUCAUGACAGGGCGGAUUUAAACCCGGAGGACACCCGGCGAUCCCCGCAGGCCUGAUCGCAGAUAGCGGCUCCCCUCCCUCCCUCCAUUCUGGGCUGGUCGCCAUGGAGAGCUCAUCGGUGGCAUCAGCGUCGUCAGAGGCGGGAAGCACGCGCUCGCAGGAGAUCGAGGAGUUGGAGCGAUUCAUCGACAGUUACGUGCUGGAGUAUCAGGUGCAGGGGUUACUGAGUGACAAAAACGAAACUGGCCAGGAUGUGGACAAAACACCGUCCCACACCUCACGGUGGACAGAAGACUGCUGUGAGAAGAUUGAUGGGAGCUGGACGUCCUCUCGGGGAAGAGGCUCGUCCAAACCAGACGAGUGGGAGCACAGCAGUAAUGGCAGCACAGGUUCCAGACCCAGUUCCGGUUCUCGACCCGGUUCUGGUUCCACAUCAGGCAGCAGAGGAUGUACCAACCAGUUCAGAGCUCCAGCUAAAAAUGGAAACAGAGACGGUUCUUUCGACAUCCUGGGGACGGACAUUUGGGCUGCGAACUUGGACUGCCACAGUGGUGCUACGUGGGACAUGCAGCCGGAGAAACUGGAUUUCUCUCAGUUUCACAGGAGGGCCUAUCGAGGGACCCCGAAACACCUCCCGCACAUCGACCGAGAGGGGAUGAUAAAGGGCAAAUUUGAUGAUGCUGAUGAUGGUAUUGAUCUGGACAACAUGGAAAAAUUCCUGCCCAGCCUGCUGGUCUUUCCUCCCCUGCCUAAUGAAGCUGAGAUCGCACACACUAAAAAGCUGUUUCGUCGACGGAGAAAUAAUCGCCGUUUUCUCUCCUCUACUUGUAAAUCAUCCCUCCUCUUUUUCAUGCAUCCGUCCCUUGUUCACCCUCCAUCUCCCUGUCACACUCAUAGCCGAAUCGAAUUGCCCCAGGACCAACUGACAGUGCUACUGCCCGCCGAGGGAAAGCGGCAAGUGUCCAGAUCACAAAAGCAUCCGCCUGGAGGAGGAGGAGCUGGUGGGAAAUCCCAGAAUCCACAGCAGGGACCGCAGCAGCAACAGCCGACCAAUCUGACGCAACUCCCCAAUGCAGAGCAUCAAUCAGGUGUUGGGACUAAGCACGGAGGGCGAGGUUACCAGGGGCAGCAGAGCCAGGGCUGCCGGCAGGGCGGUCCGCAUCACGGCUACAGUCAGAACCGCCGUUGGCAUCAACAACAGAAACACCAGACGAACUGUUCCGCUCAAGGGGCCGACAGGGGCCCCGCACGCAAUACCAAAGAGACAGAGAAUGUAAAACUGGAGGAGCCCGAACCGCAGACAGAAAGAGGAGUGAAGGAUGAGCCAGUGAAAGAGGAGAAAAAGAAUGAAGAGAAGGAGGAGAAGACAGAGGGAGGGAAGAUUUGCUUACUGCAGUCAUCAAAAGAGAGACUGAGGAGGAGACUCAAAGAGAAGGAGGAUGUUCCCGUGGCGACAGCCGGACCUCAGCGGAACCGAAUGGACAGAUUAUUAGAAAUCUUGAACAGCAUGAGGAAUAACAGCAGCGGUGUAGAGACGCAGCUCACCACCUUCAUGGAGGAGGCGCAGAACUCCGCAGACUCUGAGAAGACGCUCAGUGAGAUCGUACACACAAUUUAUCGUAAAGCAGUCAGCAACCGAAGCUUUGCAGCCACCGCUGCCAAACUCUGUGACAAGAUGGCGCUGUUCAUGGUGGAAGGCACCAAAUUCCGUUCUCUCUUACUCAACAUGUUACAGAGGGAUUUCACGCGUCGUGAGGAGCUACAGCAGACAGAUGUGGAGUGCUGGUUGGGUUUCAUCACGUUUCUCUGUGAGGUCUUUGGCACCAUGAGGAGCAGCGCUGGAGAGCCCUUCAGAGUGCUCGUGUGCCCCAUAUACUCCUGCUUAAGAGAGCUCCUGGAGUCCCCUGAGGUGAAGGAGGACGCUGUUCUCUGCUGUUCUAUGGAGCUCCAGAGUACCGGCCGUCUCUUGGAGGAGCAGCUUCCUGAGAUGAUGACGGAGCUUCUGGCUGCCGUUCGGGAUAAGAUGUUGUGUCCGUCCGAGUCCCAGCUGACUCGUUCGCUGCUGAUGGAGGUCAUCGAGCUCCACGCACACCACUGGAGCCCCCUCGAGGCGCUGACCACUGCUUACUACAACAGAACCAUCCAGAAACUUACCGCAUGAUGCUUCCGCAACGCAACAAAAACCACUGGAGGUCCUGACCCCUGCGUACCACAACACAACCAUCUAGAAACUCCUCGAGAGACACAGUUAAACAAACAAACCGCUAGGAGCCGAAAACGCAGUAUGACAACACAACCAUCCAAAACGUCAUUAAGACGUGCACAAACACACUAAAGGCCAUAAAUACUACUGCAACAACAAAAUAACAACACACACACAUCUGUGCUAUUAUAAGAUGAGAGAACCAUGGAUGGAUGGAUCGGGGGUGUGGAUGAGAGGGGCAUUAUGGGAUGGGGGUAGACCCUGGGGUCAAAGGUCAGAGGGUGAAAUAUGCAGAUUGAAAUGAAUAUGUAUAUGCUUUCACAUCACACCUGCAUAUUCAUGAGCUAACCCAGACACACAGACGCAAAACCAGACAGUCAUUACACACAAACACGCGUGCGCAGACAGUCAGUGUCUGUCUUAUUAAGGUGCGUCUGUACUCCAGACAAGCAUCAGCAAAUUGUCAUUUAUGGGUGCAUCUCCCGAAAACAUGUCUGGUUCAUAUUUCACCCCAAAAAAUUAAAGAAAAAAUUGAAUAUAAAAAAUGUUUUGUAUAAAUGUUUUUACAUUGUGACAUUAUUUUCAUGAUAAUUAAGCACAUUUUUGCACCAAAUUCCCAAUACUGUUAUACAUUUGGACAUUUUUGUAAUUUGUAUUAUUAUUAUUGGUGAAGUCUUUAAGUGAAAAAUACUUAAACAAUAUUUUUUAACUAUUCAGUCAGCAUAAAUACAAUACACCAAACACAUCCAUGAUAUAUAAAUAAUAUAUGUAAUCAUAUUAAUUGUAUUAUAUAUAUAUAUAUAUAUAUUUAGCUUUUUUUCAUUAUAUUAUUACUGUUAUGAGAAUUAGGGGUGAAAAUGUCUUUUAUGCCAUGAAAUAGUGCAAUGUCACAGUGCAAAAAUUCUUUAUUGUCUUAAAACAGGUUACAUUUUCUUUAUGCAAAAUAUAAUUUCUUCUUUCUUUUGGUUUUGGGGUGCAAUGUGACCCAGACAGGUUCAGGACAGAUGUUGUGAGAUUCACUCUAACAGAGAUUAAUUUUAGACCACAGACAGUAUACAAACAUUCAUGUGUGUGUGUGCACAGUGUAGAGGAGAUCUUCUAUUUCUUCAUGAGACUUGAGCUCCAUCCAUCCACCCACCCCCUCCUGCCCCCCGGGUGUCAGGAGCGCGCCGUCGCCCGUCAGGGGUGUGCAGCUGUGGUCACGCUGAUUCUUCAGGAGCAAGACUUUCUAUUGUCAUACACACACACACACACACACACACACACACACACACGGCAGAUGGCUGCUUGCACACCCACACACCUUUCACUUUAGUGCGUGCUUGCGUGUGCUUGCGUGUGCGUGUGUGUGCGUGUGUGUGCGUGCGUGCGUGUGUGUCCGUGCAUGUGUGUGUGUGUGAGAAGUGAUCAGUUUCUCUUCAUAAACGUCAGUCAGAUCUCUCGAGUUUCCUGAUCCGUCACAGAGCAUGGCCACUACUGGUCCCUCGUCCUUGUUUAUAAUGUAUUAUAGUGUCCUUAAUAUUAUGCAUUAUUGUUGUUAUUAUUAUUAUUCUUUCUUUUUCUCUUGAAGUCGCAUUUUUUACAAUGAACGUAUAAAUGUACAUGUAAUAGGCCUCAUUAAGCACGACCAGAAUGGAACUUUUUUGUAAAUUGACACGUUCAAUUCAGUGCAACAGUUUACGCAAGAAUGGUUUUACGAACAAUUUGCGAAGAAAUUCUUUCUGUUUGUAUUUCAUGAACGAGCACAACUCAUUUCGAUGUUAAAGGUGGAGUAAGUCAUUUGAAUCCAAUACACUUUUUGUCAAAUUCCACGAGUAUCUCUUCACGGUCCGCUAGCUGUCCGUUCUGUGUGUGCGCUGAAAAAAAAAUCCAGUGUUUGUACACAGCCCUGGCUCUAUAAAUGGGAAAAUAAACAAAGUGGAUUAGACCAAUCCACACAACACUAUUGCGUGUGCAUGAAUUUGGGGGCGGAGCUUCUAAAGGAGCACUGAAGGAAGGGGUGUGUUUGUUUGGCUGUUGAGUUCAAAUAUCAAGAGUCUUUCUCAGGAAUCACUUACUCCACCUUUAACAGUUUGUAAAAACAUUCUUUCAUAAAUCAGCACGUUCAAUGCAACAAUUUAUGCAGCAAUGGUUUUCCAAACGAUUUGCACUUAAAUUCAUUCUUGUGUUUCGUGAACAAGCAAAACUAAAAUUUCGGUGUUAAUAGUUCAUAAAACUAUUAUUGCAUAAAUUUUAAUAUUGAAUUGAAUGCAGAAAUUUGCAUAUGUUAUACAAACAGUUCGCAUUGAAAUUUGUUCUGUUCCUGUUUUAUACAUAAGCGAAACACAUUUUAUGCUAAAUUGUUCGUAAAACCAUUUUUGUUCGUAAAUUGUUCUGCUCAUUCAUGGAAUACAAGCAGAAUUGAUUUCUGUGCAAAUCGUUUAUAAAACUGUUCUUGUGUAAAUUGUUGCGAUGAAUGCACCAAUUUACACAAGAACAGUUUUGUAAACGAUUUGCACAGAAAUCAAUUCUGCUUGUAUUUCAUGAAUGAGCAUAACAAAUUACGGCGUUAAUAUUUUGUUAAACUUGCCACGUAAAAAAUUGGCACAUCAAUGCGACAAUUUACGCAUUAAAAAAAAAUGAAAUAAAACAAUGUUUUAACAAUUUGCACAAAGAGCUAAUUUUGGUGUGCAUCGUUCAUAAAACCAUUAUUGCAAAAAUUGUUGCGUUGAACUGAAUGCAGCAAUUCACAUAACGUGUUAUGAACAAUUCACACAGAAUUAAUUUUGGUGUAAACAUUUUGUAAAACCAUUAUUGCGUAAAUUGUCAAUGCAACAAUUUACGUAAAAUCUGUUUACAAACAGUUUGCUUGGAAAUGUGUUCCGCUCAUGUUUCAAAAUUUGUUGUCAAUUGUUCGUAUAACCAGUCUUGGGUAAAUCAGCACAUUCAAUAUGAUAAUUUAAGGAAGAAUGAUUUUAUGAACGCUUCAUAUUGAAAUUCGUUCUGCUUGUGUUUUUAGCCGUAGAUCUGUUGCACAGGAUUAAUUUCGUUUUGCACUCUUAAGGCGAUUGCUUUAAAAAUCAACAAAAAAAUAAUAAUAGAAAAUGACAAGCUUGUAUGUAAAAAGUGAUGUGAGUUGUGGAGGAUUAGUCAAACACUUUUUGCUAGAAUUAAAUGUAGAAUCAGGUUUUAAACAAGUUUUGGGAAAAAAUAGUGGCCUUUGAAACCCCUGUGAGUUUUACGAUGUUUUAGUUUGAAAGCUGACGAUUGAAAGGCCUGUGCAGAAAAGACGAUUUUUUUUAUUUGCCCUGCAACAUUCAGCUUCCUAAAUAGAAUAUGUGAGAUAUCGAAGAAAAAAAAAUAUGCAUGAAAUUAAAAUGAAAUUACACAUCAGUGGCUACCAGGAACAUAGGCCAUUUUGCCAUGGUCAUUUUUGCAAGUUCUGUUUUAAAAAAUAUUUACUUUGAACAAAUUCGUUUUGCUGAGGUUGGUGGUGAAAUCUUUUAAUGAUAUAUAGCUAAUAAGUGUCAAUUUCUCUGGCUUUAACAACAGUGUGCAUUAUAAUAUUGAUUUAACACAAGCCAGUCAUCUAGAUAUAAAUAAGCUACAUAUAAUCUCGUAAAUGUAGUCUGUGGCCUCCAGCUUUAGCUAUUUAGGGGAGGAAACCCACACAUGCAGAACCUCUGAUCUUUGCUGGCAGGUUUGGGGUUGCAUGUUUUCUGUCUUGCAUCAAGAAUCCAAGUGAAAAGACAAAUGCACACUUUAACUGUGAAUCUUUCGAAAACAAGUCAGGGUCCUGUUUCACCCCAAAAUCAACAAGAAAUCGUAUUUUACAUUAAUGAAGACUAUCAAAAGUCUGUUUGUACCAUCAAGAUUUUUUUUUUUUUUUGCAUUUUCAUGACAAUUACUUUAAUACAAAGAUUUUUUAUUUAUUUUUAUUUAUUAAAAUCAGCAUAAAGGUAGUGCAAAAUGUUUUUUUUUUUUUUUUUUUUUCGAAUUACAGUAAUGAGAAUUUGGGUGGAAAAUGUCAUGAAAUUAAUGUCACAAAGCAACGAUUUGUAAUGGUACAAAAAUAUAUAUUUUAUAUCUGCAAUUUAAAAUAAUUUACUUUCAUUUAGAUUUUGGGGUUGAAAUAAAACUUGUAAAGUUUCAAGAGAUUCACCCUUAAAGAGUGAUUUCAUACACCUUUAUUUAGUUCACGGAUAGACAACUUUGGUGUAGUGCAUUCCAAAAUCAUCUCCGUGAGUGUGUGUUUGUCUUUGCAACAUGAUUUAAUGUUUGUUUUUGUAUUUUAUUUGAGUUUUAAUUGAUUUGCUCCUUGUUGUACCUCUCCGCUUCGGUUUGCUAUCAUGUAUUUUUAGGGUUUGCAUUUGAUGUUUUCCGAGACGGCAUCUCAUUUUUAAACUCCGCACCAUUCAAACAGGAGGCACUUUGUGCCCUUUGAUCCUUUUAGUGUUGCUACCCACUAGAAUAUUGAACGCAGAUCAUCUUAAUUUGCAUCUUAUGGACAUGCAAAGCAGAUGUGGCACCCUGUCAGCUGGCUGAACUGUAGAUUUGGGCUUAUUAAAGGAUGUCAUCUGAAUAUUUUAAUGCACCUGAAAAUAAACUGAGAAGGGGUGAAAAA